This is a messenger RNA of Drosophila virilis, 1349 nucleotides long. RefSeq names its product carboxypeptidase B1. Gene Ontology annotation, molecular function: zinc ion binding; metallocarboxypeptidase activity. Gene Ontology annotation, biological process: proteolysis. NCBI's taxonomy places the organism in Eukaryota, Metazoa, Arthropoda, Insecta, Diptera, Drosophilidae. The record is from RefSeq and is a predicted model, not a curated record.
UUUGAGCCGGAACGGAACAGAGCCAAAUACAAAAAAAAAAAAAAAUGUUUCUAAAAACUUGCCUGCUGCUGCUGCUCUGCGGCGUCAUCGCUCUGUCCGCCCAUGACUACGAGGGCUACAAGAUUUACGACAUCAAGGCGGACAACAGCUUCAAGAAGGAGCUGCUGCUGCAUAUUGCCAAAAAUACGGAGUAUGACUUCUUCAAUAUGCCACGCGCCUUGGAUGCUGCCACACGCGUCAUGGUGCAGCCCAAGGAUCAGGCGGGCUUUCAGCUGCUGCUGAACGGUUUCGCAUUGGAGUAUACGGUGGUGGAGGACAACUUGGGCAGCACGCUGCAAAAGGAGCAGUUGGAGAAUCAGAGCCAGCGCCUCGUGGCCCAGCGUAAUGCUGUGCGCAGCAUCAGCUUCACGGCGUUCCAUCGUCAUGCGGAGAUCAAUGCCUAUUUGGAUGAGCUGGCCAAGGCCUAUCCCAGCCGUGUAACAGUGCAGACUGCUGGCAAAUCCUACGAGAAUCGCGACUUGAAGACCAUUACCAUCUCCAAUGGCGAUGGUAAGAGCGGCAAGAAUGUGAUCUUCCUGGACGCGGGCAUUCAUGCGCGCGAGUGGAUUGCACCAGCGGGCGCACUCUAUGUCAUCUAUCAGCUCGUAGAGAACUUUGUAUCCAAUGCCGAUCUGUUGAAGGACUACGAUUGGGUUAUUUUGCCCGUGGUCAAUCCCGAUGGCUAUGAGUACACGCACACCAACUCGCGCAUGUGGCGCAAGACGCGCAAGCCCGCAAGCAGCUCCUGCUAUGGCACCGAUGCCAAUCGCAACUUUGACUUCCACUGGGGCGAGGUGGGCGCCUCCAGCUACUCCUGCGCCGAUACGUUCAAGGGCACGACAGCCUUCUCCGAGCCCGAAACGAAAAUCGUGCGCGAUCUGCUGCUCGGCCUUUUGGGCCGCGGCAAGUUCUACCUGACGCUGCACUCGUAUGGCAACUACCUGCUCUAUCCAUGGGGCUGGACGUCCGAUUUGCCCAGUGACUGGCGUGCCCACGAUGAGGUGGCACAAGCGGGUGCCGCUGCCAUCAUGAAAUCCACCGGCACCGAAUACACGGUGGGCAGCUCCACGAAUGUGCUCUAUGCCGCCGCCGGUGGCAGCGAUGAUUAUGCAUUUGGCGUGGCCGGAUUCCCCGUCUCCAUUACCAUGGAACUGCCCGCUGGCGGCACUGGCUUCGAUCCCACUAUUGCCGAAAUUCUGCCAUAUGUCAGCGAAACCUGGACUGGCAUUCGUGCCAUGGCCCAAAAGGUCAUUGAAAAAUACUAAAGCUCAAUGUUGCAAAAAUAAAACAACGAUAUUUUAUACACGAAA